CAGUGUACGGCAGCGGCUCUGUAGCUCACGCACACACACUAGCUUUUAGCGGGUAGUAACAAACUGAGCCACAAACUAAACUUGUUUCACCCGCCGUCAUGUCCGUUUUGUGUUACAAUAAGGGAUGUGGACAGCGAUUUGAUCCAGAAAAUAACCCAGACGAUGUCUGCACUUAUCAUCCAGGAGUCCCGGUAUUCCACGAUGCACUGAAGGGAUGGUCCUGUUGCAAGAGAAGAACUACUGACUUCUCAGACUUCCUCAGCAUUGCAGGCUGUACAAAAGGUCCCCACAACAAAGAGAAGCCCCCUGAGCCGGUGAAACCAGAUGUGACAUCGUCAGGAGAAAAGAAAGACACAAAUGAACAAAAACCAAAGUUUAAUGAGUACAUCAUCUCCGCACCAAAGCCUCAGGAGGCGAUACACAGACCAAGUCCUGAUGAACCGAUGGUGAGAUUGCAGCAUAAAGUCUCUGCUUCUCUGAAGCAGGCUCUGGAGAAACUGAAGCUGUCUGAAAAUUCGGAAGAGAAAAAGGAGGAAGAUAGCGACGAGAUCAAGAUUGGAACAUCCUGUAAAAAUGGAGGAUGCUCUAAAAGUUUUAAUGGACCUGCAAGCGAUUCGGAUGUGUGCUUAUACCACUCUGGAUUUCCUAUCUUCCAUGAAGGGAUGAAAUACUGGAGCUGCUGUAAGAGGAAAACCUCAGACUUUAACACCUUCCUCUCUCAAGAGGGCUGUACCAAGGGAACACAUCUAUGGAGGAAAAAAGAUGAGGGUAAGAAAGUGGUUCCAUGUCGAUUUGACUGGCAUCAGACUGGGACACAGGUCAUCAUCUCUAUCUACGCUAAGAAUGCUGUCCCGGAGCUGAGCUACGUGGAUGCAAACAGCACUACACUCAACAUCCAUGUUAUAUUUGAGGGAGAGAAGGAAUUUGAGCAGAAAAUCAGCUUGUGGGGAGUGAUAGAUGUGAGUAAGAGUAUAGUGAACAUGAUGGCAGCCAAGAUCGAAGUAGCCAUGAAGAAGUCUGAAUCUAUGUCGUGGGCUCGCUUGGACCUUCCUCCCCCCGUCAUCCCGCCCAAGGAGAACGAGAAGAAAAAAGAGGAGGCUGAGAGCGAGGAGGAAGAUGAAUGAUGAAUGAAUUAAAACUAAAACAUAAAGUGUGUAUUUUUAGAUGAA
Messenger RNA from Thunnus maccoyii (southern bluefin tuna), 1169 nucleotides. RefSeq names its product cysteine and histidine-rich domain (CHORD) containing 1b (gene chordc1b). Bases 99 to 1124 code for a protein of 341 amino acids. NCBI's taxonomy places the organism in Eukaryota, Metazoa, Chordata, Actinopteri, Scombriformes, Scombridae. The transcript has 11 exons. The record is from RefSeq and is a predicted model, not a curated record.